Messenger RNA from Gorilla gorilla gorilla (western lowland gorilla), 1209 nucleotides. RefSeq names its product retinoic acid early transcript 1E (gene RAET1E). The transcript is spliced from 5 exons. NCBI's taxonomy places the organism in Eukaryota, Metazoa, Chordata, Mammalia, Primates, Hominidae. The record is from RefSeq and is a predicted model, not a curated record. Gene Ontology annotation, cellular component: external side of plasma membrane. Bases 315 to 1109 code for a protein of 264 amino acids. Gene Ontology annotation, biological process: antigen processing and presentation of endogenous peptide antigen via MHC class Ib; immune response; positive regulation of T cell mediated cytotoxicity.
AUAACUCAUGUGAGUGGAGCCAUGUGGGAUUAAGAAGUGAUAGGAGAGCUUGCUGUCAGUCUCUGCUCUCCACUGUGUGAGGAUACAACAGGAAGACAGCCAUCUGGUGAGGAAGAGAGGGCCCUCGCCAGAUACCGGACCUGCUGACACCUUGAUCUUGGACUUCCCAUCUUCCAGGACUGCCUGACCUCAGUUGUUCCAGGGUAAAGAAUUUGGGCAGUGCCCACACCCACGCUGUUGGAUAACAUUUCUUCACCAUACCAGUGAGGGUGAAUGUGUACACGCCCAGCUUCCUGCCUGUUACUCUCCACAGUAUGCGAAGAAUAUCCCUGACUUCUAGCCCUGUGCGCCUUCUUUUGCUUCUACUGUUGCUACUAAUAGCCUUGGAGAUCAUGGUUGGUGGUCACUCUCUUUGCUUCAACUUCACUAUAAAAUUAUUGUCCAGACCUGGACAGCCCUGGUGUGAAGCGCAGGUCUUCUUGAAUAAAAAUCUUUUCCUUCAGUACAACAGUGACAACAACAUGGUCAAACCUCUGGGCCUCCUGGGGAAGAAGGUAAAUGCCACCAGCACUUGGGGAGAAUUGACCCAAACGCUGGGAGAAGUGGGGCGAGACCUCAGGAUGCUCCUUCUUGACAUCAAACCCCAGAUAAAGACCAGUGGUAAUCCUUCCACUCUGCAAGUCGAGAUGUUUUGUCAACGUGAAGCAGAACAAUGCACUGGUGCAUCCUGGCAGUUCGCCAUCAAUGGAGAGAAAUCCCUCCUCUUUGACGCAAUGAACAUGACCUGGACAGUAAUUAAUCAUGAAGCCAGUAAGAUCAAGGAGACAUGGAAGAAAGACAGAGGGCUGGAAAAGUAUUUCAGGAAGCUCUCAAAGGGAGACUGCGAUCACUGGCUCAGGGAAUUCUUAGGGCACUGGGAGGCAAUGCCAGAACCGACAGUGUCACCAGUAAAUGCUUCAGAUAUCCACUGGUCUUCUUCUAGUGUACCAGAUAGAUGGACCAUCCUGGGGGCAUUCAUCCUGUUAGUUUUAAUGGGAAUUGUUCUCAUCUGUGUCUGGUGGCAAAAUGGUGAGUGGCAGGCUGGUCUCUGGCCCUUGAGGACGUCUUAGUCUGGUAAGGACUCAAGAGAGGUGAAUCAUGGGUCUCAUCCAAGCCCCCGCUCCCUGAUCCAUCUCUCUCCACAGAAAUGGUGCACUGCCUUAGUCUUGA